AUGGAUAUAGUCAUUUGGAGUGCAGCAAGUGAGCUUGAAAGCUUGGGGAAAAUGGCUAACUCAAAGCAAGUUCUAGUUUGCAUGAUUCUGCUGGUGAUUUUAUUUGUCAAGUUUGAAAGUCGUUCACUUGAGGCAUUUAUGGUGAAGAAGAAGACACCAACCAAAGGUUUUGCACAGGAAUUGAUUCAAAAAUCACAACUUAUGAAGACAACUUUUGCAAAAAUAGAGACUUUUUCAAAUCCUACUGUCUCCAAAAGACUAAGCCCUGGAGGACCUGAUCCCAAACAUCAUUGA
This is a messenger RNA of Sphenostylis stenocarpa, 294 nucleotides long. The record is from the annotation of a GenBank genome assembly. Lineage: Eukaryota; Viridiplantae; Streptophyta; Magnoliopsida; Fabales; Fabaceae.